AUGUCGUUGUCGGUCUCACCAGUCUCUCCAACUCUCCGCACCGCAACAGGAGCAGGAACAGGAGCAGGAACAGCUCGAAUGCCCAGCUCAACUCCCGGCGAAGAUGGCGAACCAUCAGUAAAGAGAACUUCGAACUCACCCUCUGAUCCCCGACCCACCACCUCUGAAAGAGAAAAACCACGCCUGUCCGAGCAAGAGAAGAAGAACAACCACAUUGCCUCGGAACAGAAACGACGAGCGGCCAUACGAGAGGGAUUCGACAGAUUAACCGAGCUUGUUCCGGGCUUGACUGGCCAGGGCCGUAGCGAAGGGAUGGUGCUGCGAAAGACAGUGGACUUUAUGCAUCUCAAGGUCCAGGAACGAAAAGAUCUUAUCGAGGAGAUUGAGCGGAGGGGAGGCAGGGUCGACGACAGGCUGCGAAAUGUUAUGCACAUCACACGGUGA
This is a messenger RNA of Microsporum canis CBS 113480, 444 nucleotides long. RefSeq names its product helix-loop-helix DNA-binding domain-containing protein. NCBI's taxonomy places the organism in Eukaryota, Fungi, Ascomycota, Eurotiomycetes, Onygenales, Arthrodermataceae. Bases 1 to 444 code for a protein of 147 amino acids. Gene Ontology annotation, molecular function: RNA polymerase II cis-regulatory region sequence-specific DNA binding; protein dimerization activity; DNA-binding transcription factor activity, RNA polymerase II-specific. Gene Ontology annotation, biological process: regulation of transcription by RNA polymerase II. The transcript has a single exon. The record is from RefSeq and is a predicted model, not a curated record.